AUGUCAGCUUUGAGAGUUCUGGCGGUUGGAGACAACAGCAAUGUGCUGCUGUAUGCGUGGAGGAUUCAGCAGUCGAAAAGUGUGAGUCUGACGCAUGUCAGCGGCGCCAAGUCCGCGGAGUUUCGGAUGGAAACCGCGCAGUAUGGCAGCGACUCUUUCCGGUUCGAAGAGCACUACGAGAGCGUGGAGGCAAUGCUUGAUGGGUGCGAGAAAGGCCAGGCAACGCCCGGCGCCAGGGUUUUUGAUCUUGUGAUUCUCAGCGCCGCGUCUCUCCAGGAAAUGUCGAGUCUCGCGGCGAAGCUGAACCCAGUACUGAACCUCAACACCAAAAUACUCGUGGAGAGCUCCGGAUUCGUGCAUCUCGAGCCGUUCGUCAAGAUGUCGAUUGAGUUCGGACAGCUGAAGGUGUUCUCGGUCAUGUGCGAUUUUGACAUCCGGCAGGCAUCCGCGUCGCGUUUCGCUCAAGCCACCCACCAGACAGGACCCUGCAACCUGUAUUUGGGCGAAUCUGGCGUGAAGGGUGCUACCAAGUAUUCUGCCGACAACAUCGCGCUCUUAGAGACUUUCAAAAGAUUGUUCGUCAAGCUGUUUCCGCGCGACAGCGUGCAUGUGUGCAAUUUUUCGUAUUUGGACUUUCUGUCACAACAAUGGAAGCUUGCGUUACCUCGUAUCUGCUUUGACCCGCUUUUCAUACUCCUAGAGAAUUCGCGUCCAGAACAGCUCAACGAGCAGAUCCUUGCGAAACCUCUUAUUUCCGGCCUAGUCACCGAGAUCAUUACGGUAACGAAGACCAUGGGUACUAAAUUACCUGCUGGGUUUGACAACGAAAAGGAUUUGCUAACGCAAUGGCUGAAAACCACCAACAACGAGCUGCCGCAACUGGCAUAUCAUUUCUUGCAAAACACUGCACCUUUAAACAUCGAUAUGCUACUCUUGCAACCAAUUUUACUGGCUGAUGACUACGGUAUCAAGACCCCGUAUCUUGAAUUUCUGUAUUCAAUGAUGUGCCAGUAUCAAAAAAUAAAUGAUGGAGAAUCUCAAUGGUUUGUUCGCGCAGAUACUCAAUCGGGACUGACCGAAAAACUUUCCAUGCUUGAGCAAGAACAUACCACCCUUAAGUCUCAGUUGAAAUCUGUUCAGAGUACUUUAAUCACGGCAAAGCAAGAACAUGCCACUCAAUUGGACGACAAAAGUAAUCGGGAACAAACUUAUAAAAUUGAAAUCGCAGAUCUUCAACGCCAGAUCGCGAGACUUGGCAGUAAUUUAGCAAAUGAACAACGGAAAGCGAUGGCUCUCGAGUCCGCUCAGAAACAACAACAACAACAGCAACAUAUACUACAACAACACCAGAUACAACAGCAACACCAGAUACAACAGCAACAAGAGCAGUUACAAAAACAUUCACAAGAACAGCCAGAACAGUCACAAAGACAAAAAAAUGGGGAAGUCUCUCAGGCAAAGGCAACUCCUCGAGAAUCUGUUCUUUACUCCUCCACUGGAACCCCAAACUUGCGUGACAUUGAAGACAUUGCUUUAUAUGGCGUUCAAUUUGAGACGUCCCCAUCACAACAGGCACCUGUGAGAAGUGAAUUGGCCUCCACUAACGUAAGAGACGGUAUAACAUCUAAAGGGGAUACCGCUUCAGGUCCUCAGAUUUCAAACGACAGUAACAGCAGCGAAGGUGACACAACCUUGCGCGAACGCGAGUUAGAAUUACGCAGAAGAGAACUUGAGUUGCAAGAAAAGGAGAUAGAGCUUCAAAAAAGAGCUGCGUCAAGACCUAGACCUACCAAAUUUCACAGUGGUCCCCCACAGCUUCAACACAUAGGUCAAGGGCCUAUUCCAAAUGGUCAAGGGCCUAUUUCAAAUGGUCAAGGGCCUAUUUCAAAUGGUCAAGGGCCUAUCUUAAAUGGUCAAGGGCCUAUCUUAAAUGGUCAAGGGCCUAUUUUAAAUGGCCACGGGUCUAUUCCAAAUGGACAUGCGCCAAGGAAACCAUCAUAUGCACAAAUAUCGUCUCGAAACAACAGGCAAAUGCACGGUGCUGCCCAAGUUGGCAGUAACAACAUGGCUGAUCCCAUGAGCACGCAAAGUUUCAAUGGAUCGAACACUGGAAUCCCAAGUUCUUUAGGACCCGCAAUGGGUUCUCCAGUGGGCCCUCAAAGCCAUCAUUCACACCAGUUUAAAACAACCAGUCGUAAGAACAGACGGAGCAACAUGCCUAAUUUACGACAUGCGUCGAGCGUGGACGUAUUGUCAAUGGCAGGAACUGGAGCGCCGCCACCUAAUGCUGCCCAGCCGGCUGCUGGAAACAAUUCAGGAACGAGACUAAGCUCAAUGAUGGGUAAUGGACAACCGCCUCAAAUGAUGUCCAAUAGAUUUCAAAAUGGGAGUGGGUUGCAAUUGAGCAGUCCAACAAACUCUUCUGCCCCAGGAUUUAAGUCAGCAGGUCCACAAUCAGCUGGCUCUGGAUCUUUUGUGCCUAAUCAACAGAGACAAAUAAGCUCCAGUACUGUCAUUGCCGACGGCCACACACCGCAUGCUAAUACAUCCUCGCAUACCGUGUUACAUAACCCUGUUGCGCAGCAUGUUUCUCAAGGCAAUUCUAGCGACUCGUCACUGUCAAACGAUUCGCCUUCUGCUAUGUCGCCAGAUGACAACACUAAUGUCAGCGAUCCAUCUCCGAUAUCUGCUGUUCAGAAUGAAGGGUUUGAUCUUGCUGCUAGUGAAUCGGGGAAGAAGAAAUCCAAAUUUGGUUUAUUCGGUAAAAAGAAGGAAAAGAAGGAAAAGAAGGCCAAGAACUGA
Molecule: messenger RNA, 2802 nt
Organism: Lachancea nothofagi CBS 11611
Lineage: Eukaryota; Fungi; Ascomycota; Saccharomycetes; Saccharomycetales; Saccharomycetaceae
Source: the annotation of a GenBank genome assembly